Herpailurus yagouaroundi (jaguarundi) is the source of this 687-nucleotide messenger RNA. Its product is annotated as aladin-like. Gene Ontology annotation, molecular function: protein binding. The transcript is spliced from 6 exons. The annotation marks the transcript as partial. The record is from RefSeq and is a predicted model, not a curated record. Gene Ontology annotation, biological process: nucleocytoplasmic transport. NCBI's taxonomy places the organism in Eukaryota, Metazoa, Chordata, Mammalia, Carnivora, Felidae. Gene Ontology annotation, cellular component: nuclear pore.
UUUGAGGGGCCAUUGGGUUUGGAAGUUUUAGUGGAAGGCAAGGAAGUAGAGUCGGGGGCGUUCCUUUUGUCGCCUUCUGACUUGAUACCGUUUCCCCUCGGCAGACCCUCUUCUGGCUGUGCACAAGUGCUCUCUCACCCUGGGCACACACCUGUCACCAGCUUGGCCUGGGCACCCAGUGGGGGACGACUGCUCUCAGCUUCACCUGUGGAUGCUGCUAUCCUGGUAUGGGAUGUCUCAACGGAGACCUGUGUUCCCCUUCCCUGGUUUCGCGGAGGUGGGGUUACCAAUCUGUUCUGGUCUCCGGAUGGCAGCAAAGUUCUGGCUACCACUCCUUCGGCUGUCUUUCGAGUCUGGGAGGCCCAGAUGUGGACGUGCGAGAGGUGGCCUACUCUGUCAGGGCGGUGUCAGACUGGCUGCUGGAGCCCAGAUGGAAACCGACUGCUGUUCACUGUAUUGGGGGAACCACUCAUUUACUCCUUGUCAUUCCCAGAACGUUGCGGGGAGGGAAAGGGGCGCGUUGGAGGUGCAAAGUCAGCCACCAUUGUGGCGGAUCUGUCUGAGACAACAGUACAGACACCAGAUGGAGAGGAAAGACUUGGGGGAGAGGCUCACUCCAUGGUCUGGGACCCCAGUGGGGAACGUCUGGCUGUGCUCAUGAAAGGUAAGAGUUGGGAGGGCGCCUGG